Messenger RNA from Frieseomelitta varia, 4745 nucleotides. RefSeq lists its product as uncharacterized. Gene Ontology annotation, molecular function: guanyl-nucleotide exchange factor activity; protein binding. Gene Ontology annotation, biological process: activation of GTPase activity. The coding region runs from base 148 to 4680 and encodes 1510 amino acids. NCBI's taxonomy places the organism in Eukaryota, Metazoa, Arthropoda, Insecta, Hymenoptera, Apidae. The transcript is spliced from 15 exons. The record is from RefSeq and is a predicted model, not a curated record.
UCCGUGAUUUUGGUUGUUGAAAAAUCGACUUUGCCAGGGAAACGGCUGUGGCAAUGGCAGCGAUUAACGCGAGAAAAUGACGAUUCUUUGGAAGAGCCGAUAAGGAUCGAUCGGACAGCACCGCGUGACAAGAAGACAAGGGACAGGAUGAGUAUCGUGCCGAUCGCGAACAGGAGUUUCCUCCACGGAGAACGGAAGGCAUCCGCGACUUCGGAGAGAAUACUCUACGCAACUCUCGAUAGUCUAGCUUUGAAGGGGGCGACGUUGCCUCUGCAGCUGUUGCCCAUCAACGACGAUAACGUUGCGACCGAACGAAAGAACGAGUCGAAGAGUAAAGGGAAAAACCGUGCCGAGGCGACUGCGAAGAGAUCCGGCCUCAAGGUCGACGUUGAAACGGCGAGUGUCGCGACUGUUUCAUUGAAACAGCACGCAAAGUGUUUCACAAUGGUUGCGUCGCCCUCGUCGUCGUCGAAGCCAGACUCGCAGGAAACGUUGACAACCACCCCGAUCGAGAGUCCUACCUCCGUUGUUGAGCAACAAACUCGCAACGAAGAUAUCGCUUGUUUACCGCGCGUCUGCAUCGAUAACAGCGACACCGAUGUUACAUCGAUAAGAACCACCGGAGAAGGAACCGAUAGCAGAGAGAUUGCGCGUGAUUCCAAUCAUUGCUCGAACGAUGGGAAUGCAGCCUCGUUGAAUUCCAGGGAUGAGUUGGACGAUUACGAGAGAAUAGAAUACGUGCUUGGUACGUUGGACGGGUGUUGGAAAGAAGAAGCGAACGAAGAUGACAAAAAUCCUGGCCCCGUGGACCAGGAGACCGCCUCUUGGUGCAGGAAAAACGUGUUUGUCAAGUCAAAGUCUACCAACGAUUUAGCCAGCAGAAGGAGCGACUCGGACGCGAGACUGCUGGAUGGAAAGUCUUUGAUGGGAACGUUCUCGGACGGGGAAUUGGCGGAGAGAUUUCUCCUCGGUAACGAGUUGCCAAACUGUGAAAAGAAAAAGAGACAUUUCGCGAGGAACAUUGUGCUGCACUUCGUGCCGGAGUAUCUGGCAAGGGGGCAGAAAGGGAAGAAAAGGCAGAAGGGGAAGGAUAUUUCCAGUCGAUCGUUGAACUCUCUCAAAGCUUCGUCGUUGAUGGACUCAAAGAUCGAGAUAGUCGAGAGUCCCGAUGGCAGAUACAGAUCGAGGAGUCCUUCCCGGGAAGAGUUGAAGUACUUGAAGAUCUCCUCGCCGACAAAUUUCGUCCACGUCGCGUCUGCCACGAAUCCGAAUCUCGUGUUGAACGAAAACACUAUCGGAUUCAGUCUGGAGCAAGUGGUGAUCAUGCACGAGCAAAAGUGUGCCACGUUGCCUCUUCUGGUCGCGACGAGCCGCGAGGAUUCGAUGGCUGAGAAACAAGUCGGACAACAACCGUCAUCAUGGUCGUCCUCGUCAUCGAUAUCUUUCGACACGGCGUCGUCAAUCGUUCGCAAGCCGAAGGAGAAAGUCACGCAAAGGAGCAACGCCUCUUUCAACCUUGAACACCUGAAACGGGAAUUACUGUCCGAGUUGCAAGCACGAUCGGCAAAAGUGUUGGAGUUGAGCCAGCAGGUGAAAACAAGCGAAUACAAUCAGGCGAACGUACAACUCGGCGAAUUAACGUGCGAGUCGUGUGCCGAAUUACCUGUCAAUUCCAGUUUUCUUUGGAGCGAUCGGACCAAGAACUUCCUCUUGGAAAAUAUGCGAUCCACUCCCGAUGAAAGUGUUGAAAACAUCGAAUGUAGCAUCGUAGACCAAGUGUACGAUGACGUGGGACCCGUGAAUCUGAUCAACCAGAACGAUUACGACGACGUGGGCACACCUGUGUUACAUGUCGAUGAAAGUCAUAUCAGCGAGCUGUCGGCUGCUUUCCAAGAUUCCAACGACAUCUACGACGACGUGAUGGGCCCAAGCUGUGCGGAAGACGCGUGUACAAGUAACGAGGCUGAAAUUUGUGACAGCAAAGCGAAGCAAGGAAGUAACGAGCCAUCCGUCGCCAAUGAAUAUUCCAGCGUAGAUGAAGAUAUCGACGUUGCGUCGAGUAACGACCAGGACGUGUACGACGACGUUGGUUUACCGAGCGAAGAGCGAGUCAAUAGUCUUUAUACCGGCUCUACGAUGGGCUCGAUUUUAGGGCCGAGUUGGACCUGCGGUAAAGAAUCCGAGUGGGAGGAUCUGGAGGAUUCAACGACGAUCGGUUUAUCUCAAUUUGAAAGCAAGUACUAUACCUGCACAGAGGCGCAAGUCGUUCCGAAUAAAAGAAAGUCGGGCCAAAGAUGGUCCCAGAUGAUGAGGAGACAACGAUCCAGAAUGUCGAGGAAAAAUUCCAAUUCGUCGUCGAAACCGGUUUCCUGCGAAUCCAUGCUUCACGUGGCUGUGAGCCUUGGCAAAGGAUCGGUGUUGCUCGUCGGCUGUACGGAGAAUGUCGUGGAAUGGAGGAAAGAAGAAGAGAGCGACGAUCGAGCGGCGCAGCAAGAUUCACAGAGGACGCAGGGCCUCGUCCAGAUGAGGGUCAUCGAUCUGGACGAAGACGUGGACACGCAGGAAACAUCGUGCUACGUUCACGAAGACGACACAUCUGACGACAGCACGUACGAGAGCCUCCAUUCCUUCCAGCCGGACGACUUCUGCACAGAUUCGGAAACGGAGACGACGAUGAACGAGGCAACGAGGGAGCGAGAGAGCGAAACUGCCGAGGCGGAACAGAAGGUGGCGAUCGAUUCCGAUCGAUUGAUCGCGUAUUUGGAAGCACCCACGAGGCCGAAUCCUCCGCCACCGCGUGAAGUCAGUUUGACUCGAACUCUCGGCAGAAGGAUAAAGAUGCUCCGGAGGACCUGGAGCAUCACCAAAGGAAGCCUGGGCCGGAUGCGAAAGAAGACGACGGCCGACGACGAUCACACCUGCGAAGACAACAAAGAAUUCUCCAACGUUCACUCGAACGUGGACGGUGGACGAUACUUUGGUUUCGCCAGACACUUUAAAAAGUCCGUUACUGGACCUUUCUCUACUUUUUAUUUGAGCGACUAUGCCGAUUCUGCGAACGGUAACAACGAUUCACCGACGUCGAACGUGGAGCCAAUGUACAGCAAUACCAACGAUGAGAUGGAUCACUACAGCGUGCUUGCCGAUCAGGAACCACUUUAUCAAUUUUACGCGGCAGCUGCUGCCAGGAUUGCGUCCGACUUCAGCUCGGAUGGUUACGAGGAGAUCGAGACUACGAUCCCGUCACGAUCCACCACAGACCUGGUGAAACCCGGCCACAGAACGUUGUGGUGCCAAACACCGCAAGUCAUCAAUAAUAGUCUUUUACAACGAUUAAGCACGGACGAAAGGAAGGUUCAAGAGGCAAAGUUCGAAAUUCUCACCUCCGAAGCGUCCUACCUGAAUUCUCUUCGUGUCUUGAAGAACGAGUUCCUCGACGAAACCUCUUUCAACGAGUUCUUAACUCCGGCCGAGAGAGACAAACUGUUCGGUGGUAUUCCUGGCGUGUUGCAAGCGUCGGAACAGUUUUUAGCCGAACUGGAAACUGUAUGGAGACAGGAUCCGAUGUUGCACGGUUUGCCAGACGUCCUGUUCAAGUAUGCCGAGAAAUGUUUGGACAUUUACGUGGCAUAUUGUUCCAAUCAAGUUAGCAUAGACACGACUCUUAAAAAUUUGAGAAUGCGAAAAGGUUCGAAAUUUACAGAAACGGUAUCGCAAAUAGAAGCACGCUCUACCUGUCAAAGUUUGUCUUUGCACUCAUUUUUAAUGUUACCGAUGCAGCGAAUAACCAGACUUCCUUUGUUGGCUGAUGCGGUUCUUUCUAAACUACCAAUAGAACACGAUGACAGAUCACACUGGGAAAAAGUUUUGUCGAAUUUAAGUUACGUCGUCGCAGAAUGUAACGAAGGUGCCAGUGCCGCAGCUAAGGAAAUCGAAAUGGAAAAUUUAACGAGAAAAUUGGAGUAUUCCGCGAAAAUUAAACCGAUAGCAUUGAAAGGGAAGCAUUUGGUUAAAAGUGGAUCAGUCGUGCAACUAUCGACGAAAACUGACACGGAAUAUAAGCUUACGUUUGGGAAAAGAUUCAACAAAACUCCUCUUUAUUUAUUAUUGCUCACGGAUCUUCUUCUAGUCGCAAAACAAAAGUCCAAUAUUCACGACGAAACAUAUACCGUUAUAGACACUUGUAAGAGAAGUUUAAUCACUUUAGAACCAGUUCCUGAAGACUCGAUCUUUGCUGGACGCAACGCGAUGCUCUUGACUCUCUUGGAAAAUUAUUCGGGGCAUCAGGUCGAGUAUAUAUUAACGUGCGAAAGCGAUACUGAAAGACAAAGGUGGUUGGAAGCAGUAUCACCUUCGCAACACGGAUUACCAGAAGAGACUCUUUACGAGGUGUGGGAUUGUCCUCAAGUUGUAGCUUUAUAUUGUUAUUCUCCGAACCAACCGGACGAAUUGUCGUUGCAUCCAGGUGAUGUUAUAAACGUAUUUAGAAAAAUGUCGGACGGAUGGUAUCAAGGAGAGAAAUUGUUAAAUGGUGAACAGGGCUGGUUUCCUGGAAAUUAUACGAAAGAGGUCGCUUCGGAACAUGUUCGCGCGAAAAAUCUUAAACAAAGACAUCGUUUUCUUGCGCUAAAUGGGAACGUAUUGCAACGAAGAGCAAAACAACAAUCGGCCAUUCAUUAAAUGAAUGAUAAUUAAGUUAUGAAUUAUUAAUUUAUGUAAUUUUUAAUAAAUCAAUCGUCACGAUA